Messenger RNA from Camellia sinensis, 2065 nucleotides. RefSeq lists its product as uncharacterized. Gene Ontology annotation, molecular function: protein kinase activity; ATP binding. Gene Ontology annotation, biological process: signal transduction; protein phosphorylation. Lineage: Eukaryota; Viridiplantae; Streptophyta; Magnoliopsida; Ericales; Theaceae. The record is from RefSeq and is a predicted model, not a curated record.
AUGAAGAAGAAGAACAAGACAGUGAAAGAGAAUGUUGAAGAUGGAGUGACAUGGAGGAGAGGGAAGAUGAUCGGCAAAGGAAGCUUUGGGUCGGUGUAUUUGGCUACUUUGAAGAAACCACCCCCCGACAAGUCGCAGCUGCUGAUGGCUGUGAAAUCUGCGGAGUUGUCUGUUUCGAAAUCACUUCGAGAAGAGAGAAAGGUUUUCAACAAUCUUCAAGGCUGCCCUUAUAUCAUUCAGUGCUUUGGAGAAGAGACUACUACCAGCCAAACAGGCGAGACUGUUUAUAAUUUGUUGCUGGAAUAUGCUUCUGGAGGUUCCCUACGUGAUCUGAUCGAGAAAUCAAAUGGGUUUGGAUUGCAGGAUUCGGAUGUCAGGCGUUAUGCCAGGUCCAUUCUUCGUGCCAUUAAACAUGUUCAUGACUCUGGCUAUGUCCACCUUGAUCUCAAGCCUGACAACAUCUUACUUGUGCCUACAAAAAGUCAAGGUAAAACUACUACUUCUACCCCUGCUACUACUAAAGUUAAAGCUGCUAAUAAUAAGAACAAGAAGUUUAUGGCAAAAGUCUGUGAUUUUGGGUUGGCAAAAAUGGUGAAACAACAAAUCAAUAAGAAGAAGAAGAAGAAGAAGAAGAAGAGUGAGUCGAGCUAUUAUUACCUGAGAGGGACUGCUUUGUAUAUGUCCCCUGAAGCUGUGGCUGAUGGCAUACAAGAGGCUCCCUCUGAUAUUUGGGCUAUUGGCUGCGUGGUUCUUGAGAUGCUAACCGGGAAGAGGGUUUGGGACAGGAAAGUUCAUGGGAACACCGAGAAACUCCUCUACAACAUUGGCUAUGGGUCCGAUUUACCUGAAAUUCCAAGUUCCAUAUCAGAAGAGGGAAAAGAUUUCUUGAAGGGUUGCUUUGUGAGGAAGCCUGCUGAUAGAUUGACUGCUGAUAUGUUAUUGAAACUUCCAUUUGUCUCACAAGCAGAAGAAGAUGACGAUGAAGAAGAUGCACAAAAAGUCGAAGUACUGAAUCUGAAUUUGAAGGAGAGUUUGGAUGCACAAGGGGUCAGCACAAUGCUGUCACUUUCCGAGACUGAUGAUGAGGAUGACUCUUGGUUAGUUGAGCCAACUAUGAUGUCUGAAGACAAUAAUGACUCUUCUUCAUUAGUUGAUGAGCCGAGGAUUAUAUCUGAAGAAGAAGAAAAAAAAGAGCCCUCCAUUUGUUGCGAGUACGACAAUGACUGUUUGAUGGAUGAGCCAGGUAUUAUAUCUGAAGACGAAGAAGAGCCGUCCAUUUGUCCUUCAUCAGAAGCAGAAGCACUUGAGGGUGUAGAUGCUGAUGAUGAACAUGAAGAAGCAUCAUUAAAAAAGAGUUCGGAUACUCAGGGGGCCAGCUCAAUGUCGGAUACUGAUAAUGAUAGCGAUGAAGAUGAAACCAUAGAGGAAGAAGAGGAUGAGGAUCACUCAAUUAGUCCUUCAUCUGAAGCAGUAGAGGAUGUAGAUGAGGAUGCAAAAGCUGAAGUAUUAAAAUGGAGGAGUUUUGAUCCAAAGGAGGUCAACUCAGGAUUGUGCUUGUCAGAUGAGUCCUGGUCAGAUGAGUCAAGUUCUGUGCCUGAAGCUGAAGAUCAUAAAAAGAGACCUGUGAGUCUGGCUAUGGAUGAUGAGACAACGACACAAGAUCACAAAAGGAGGAAACGGAUGAUGCCUAGAUCAGUUGCAGGCUUGAAGCAAAUGAUGAUCGAAUAUUUUAUUGCAAAUCAUCAACCCAAACCUGUCAAGGCAAUACCACAGAAGCCGCCAUCCACCUUACCCACCACUGCUGCACAUUAGCGAAGAAGAUUAUGUACAAAUCAGCCACCAAAAUUCUAAAAGAUCUCAAUGUGCCAGCUCGCUUUGGCACAUGUUCCAACCCUCUCCUCUGCCUUUAGUUGAAGAUCAUUUUUGCUAUAUAAUUUAGCAGCUAAUUUCAGGAACUUAUCCUAUUAUUUGGUAGCUGAAUCGUAUCAUUUUGGUGCCUAUCUCAACAGGCUUUCGAGUCAUUGUUUGCUGCCAUUUGCUUAGGUCUUUCCUCUUCUUGUUGUGG